This is a messenger RNA of Ustilago hordei, 1512 nucleotides long. Its product is annotated as putative neutral amino acid permease. Gene Ontology annotation, cellular component: vacuolar membrane. The transcript has a single exon. The record is from RefSeq and is a predicted model, not a curated record. Lineage: Eukaryota; Fungi; Basidiomycota; Ustilaginomycetes; Ustilaginales; Ustilaginaceae. Gene Ontology annotation, molecular function: amino acid transmembrane transporter activity. The coding region runs from base 1 to 1512 and encodes 503 amino acids. Gene Ontology annotation, biological process: amino acid transmembrane transport.
AUGGCAUCAACUGGCCACCAAUCACCCAUAGAGGACCGCUUCAGCCGAUCCACCUCGCCAACAAAUACCCUCGAUGUCGAGAAGACUGCUGCUCCCGAUUCGAUCAAGCCUCACAAUCAUGUCGCACACAAGGUGGCCGGCACCGAGACACCACCGCAGCAGACCAUGUUUGGUGAGAAGCGAGAACAGUACCGUAGCGAGGAGGACUACAUGUGGGAGCAGCAGAAGAGGUCCCAAGGUGACCACAAGUUCCACCGUCUCGGAUGGAAGAAGCUUACCGUCUGCUUGAUUGUCGAAGCCAUCGCCCUUGGUGCUCUUUCGAUUCCAUCUGCAUUCGCAACCCUUGGAAUGGUCGCUGGUGUCAUCGUGUGCAUCGGUAUCGGUAUCAUUGCCAUCUACACAAGUUACAUUGUCGGCCAGGUCAAGAUCAAAUUUCCUCAAGUCUCGCACUACGCCGAUGCUGGUCAGCUUAUGAUGGGUCGUUUCGGUUACGAGUUGAUUGGUGCCAUGUUCGCACUUCAGUUGACAUUGCUCGUCGGUUCUCACUGCUUGACUGGUACGAUCGCUUUUCUCAAUCUCAGUAACGAUGCCGUCUGCUCGCUUGUCUUUGGUGUCAUCUCGGCCGUCAUUCUCUUCAUCGUCGCCGUGCCACCUACCUUCUCCGAGGUUGCCGUCUUGGGUUACAUCGACUUUGCCUCGAUCAUCAUUGCCAUUGGUGUCACCAUCAUCGGCACUGGUAUCAGGUCCAACCAGGCUUCUCUUACCACCAACCCCGUCCAAUGGUCCGCUUGGCCUAAGGAGGGCACCACCUUCGCCGACGCUUGGAUCGCCCUUACCAAUAUCGUCUUUGCCUACUCAUUCGCAGUCUGCCAGUUCUCCUUCAUGGAUGAGAUGCACACCCCCACCGACUACGUCAACAGUAUCUGGGCUCUCGGUAUCAUCGAGAUUAUCAUCUACACUCUCACCGGUGCCCUCAUCUACGCCUUUGUUGGUACUGAUGUCCGCUCACCAGCUCUUCUCUCCGCCGGUACCACUCUCUCCAAGGUCGCCUUCGGUAUUGCUCUUCCUGUCAUCUUUAUCUCGGGAUCCAUCAACACCACCGUCGUUGCACGAUACAUCCACGGUCGUGUCUUCAAGAACUCAGUCAUCCGCUAUGUCAACACUCCCAUGGGUUGGGCGACAUGGUUGGGCCUCGUUGCUAUCAUUACCGUGAUCGCAUGGGUGAUCGCUGAGGCCAUUCCUUUCUUUUCCGAUCUGCUCGGUAUUAUGUCGGCCUUGUUCAUCUCUGGCUUCACUUUCUACUUUCCUGCGAUGAUGUGGUUCCUGCUCAUCAAAGAGGGCAAGUGGAACGCAACUCGCAAGAACAUCAUUCUGAGUGUCAUCAACGGUGCUGUCUUCCUUCUCGGGCUCUUGAUUCUGGUAUCAGGCACCUAUGCUUCGGUUAAAGACAUCAUGGAUCAGUACGACAAGGGUUCGGUGCGAAGCUCGUUCACUUGCGAACCCAUUGGAUAA